Messenger RNA from Chara braunii, 2638 nucleotides. NCBI's taxonomy places the organism in Eukaryota, Viridiplantae, Streptophyta, Charophyceae, Charales, Characeae. The record is from the annotation of a GenBank genome assembly.
CGAGUUCAGGAUGUGCAUUGACUACAGGGGUCUCAACAAGAUCACUUGGAAGAGUAUUGAGCCACUUCCUAGGAUCGAUGACCUCCUGGAUAUGGUGCAGGGAUGUACAGUGUUCAGCAAAGUCGACCUCAAAUUUGGCUACCACCAGAUUGAGAUGGCAGAGGAGGAUGUCUACAAGACAGCCUUCAAGACCAGGUAUGGGACUUACGAGUUCCUGGUCAUGCCAUUUGGACUUUGCAAUGCCCCAGGCACAUUCCAGACAGAGAUGCACCGCAUCUUCAGGCCUUACCUGGACAAGUUUAUGGUUGUCUACCUGGAUGAUAUCCUGGUAUUCAGCAAAACUGUCAGGGAGCAUGCGGAGCACUUGGCUUUUGUCCUUCAGUCGUUACGUGACAGCCAGUACAAGAUCAACAGAGAGAAGUCCUCUUUUGGAGUUCCCUCUGUCAUCUAUCUGGGUCAUGUAAUCUCUGGAGAUGGUCUGGCUCCUGAAGCAGCCAAGAUUGCUGCUAUUCAGGAGUGGCCUCAGCCUCAGACAGUGAGGGAUGUCCGGUCUUUCAUGGGUUUGGCCUCCUACUACAGAAAGUUUGUCAGGAACUUUUCUGCAGUGGUCGCACCCCUGACUAACCUUACAAAGAAGGACACUCCCUUUCUUUGGUCCCUCCACUGUCAGUUGGCCUUCACACGACUCAAGAAGGCCUUGACUCAUGCGCCUGUCCUGAAGUCACCUGACCCCACUCUGCCAUUUAUCCUGACCACUGACGCCAGUCAGUAUGGCAUUGGGGCAGUUCUUCAGCAGGAUGAUGGGAAUGGUCUACGGCCUGUAGAGUUUAUGAGUAAGAAGAUCAAGACUCAAAAGCUCCAAGACUCUACCUACGAGAAAGAGCUUUAUGCUCUUGUCUGUGCCCUGAAACAUUGGAAGCACUUUCUCCUGGGCAGGCACUUCAAGAUCUUCUCAGAUCACUCCACCCUGCAGUGGAUGAAGUCCCAGAGAGAGUUAAACGAUAAGUUGGCACGGUACAUUCAGUUCAUUGACAUGUUUGACUUUGAACUGAAGCACAAGAAGGGCUGCUACAAUAAGGUAGCAGAUGCCCUUUCUCGUAGGCCUGACUCUUUUGCGUUGAUCUCCUCUACUCACUCCUUUGGAGAGGAGACCCGUCAGACCAUUGCUCGUCUACUGCCUCAGGACGAGACUUUUGGACACAUAGUCAGGAAUCUGCAAGCAGAUCCUAGCUCUGAACCAGGCUAUGCUCUGAGUUCAGACCUCCUGUAUACUUACAGCAGAGGUGAGGAGCGCUUGUGCAUCCCUCAGGACCAGCGGCUCAGGACACUGCUGAUGUCAGAGUGUCAUGAUGCCCGUGGACAUUUUGGGUUCCUAAAGUUUUAUGCAGCCCUGUCGCAGUGCUUCUUCUGGAAGGAGAUGCGGAGUGAGAUGCUGCGUUAUGUGGAUACCUGUGAGCUCUGCCAAAGGAACAAGGUUCAGCAUUUAGGCAAGACCACCCCUUGUGGUAUGCGUCAGGUUAUGGUCUGCGUGGACAGGUUCUCCAAAUACGCAGAGUUCAUCCCCUUGCCAGAGGUAGCUAGGGUACCAACUGUGAGAGCAGCCUUCUCUGAGAGGUGGGUCACACACCAUGGACCGACCACUUCUAUCGUCAGUGACCGAGACCCCAGAUUUUGCAGCGAUGAGUGGCAGUCCUACUGCAAGGACUAUCUGCACUCACGACUGGACAAGACUUCUGGUCAUCAUCCUGAAGCCAAUGGGUUGGCUGAGGUGAUGAACCAAGUCUUAUUCCAGCUGCUGCAUCCUGUCAUCUCUCCAGAUCAACAGGACUGGGAUCUUCACUUAGCGAGGGCACAGCUCAUGUAUAACAUGCCUGUCCACUCCUCGACGGGGUUCAGUCCCUACCAGUUACACUGGGGACGUGAACCACGACAGCCUCUCGAUGAUAUCAUCGAUAAGGCUAAGCCUGAUCUGACACCAGGCACCGCAGAGUUCACCAGACGCUAUCGUUUAGAUGUGGAAAGAGCCCGCGCAAACUUGUUCAAAGCCCAAAAGGCUAUGAUUGAACAAGCUAAUCGCCACGGGCGGCCUUCCCCCAUCCGCACUGGUGACCAUGUCUGGGUGGCCAGCUCUGAGUUGUCGAGGGAGGAGGAUAUCUCUCCCAAGUUGUUGCCACGUUACCUGGGUCCAUGGCAGGUCCUAGAUACAGUAGGCGCUGAUCCCUUCGGUCCGUCGUAUGUCAUCGACGUCCCGCUGCAUCUACGCACCUACCCGGUCUUCCAUGCAUCCAAGCUGCUGCCUUUCACGCCAGCUGAUGCAUUCCCAGACCGGCCCCCUCAAUUCGGUCCACCAAUCCCUGGCAAGGGAUAUGACGUGGAGUGGAUUGAGGACGAGUGGGGCACAGGCCCCGACCGGCAGUAUCUUGUCAGGUUCGCUUUUCAGCCCCCUUCUGAUAACCGGUGGUUCUACAGAAGAGACCUGAUCAAGAUAGCAAAGUUCAUUGUCUUGCGAUAUGAAGCGGCGCAGAAGGGUAACCUUCGCCGUUCACCUCGCCUGCACCCUUAGCUCCGAGGUCCUCGCUCCCGGGGAGGGUAAGCCUGCAAUGACUUGUUGAUUUCCAUUGCCGAGACUGUCUGCGAG